AUGGGCUACCGGCACCAACACGGCUACGGCGUGCCGCAGGCGUGCACCACGGCCGUGCUGAACUACAUCGGCAUUGCCAGGCAGACCGUCGCCUCCAUGCACAGAAUCUCGGGUGGCCAUACGCGCGCUGCGUACCCGCUAGCAACAAUGCAAUUCAAUGGCAUUGGUGCGAAUCCAAAUUGCGACGACGCAGUGAAGUUAUUCAGGGCAGUUUGCGAGCGAGGCGGAUGGGUCACUGACAAUCUGGCCGACGCGCACGAGCUCGUCGACAAAUUGCCCGACAGGGCCGCCUUGCUUUUUCUGAAGCUCGCUGAGGCAGGGCACGAGGUUGCCCAGGUGAACGCUGCGCACAUGUUUGAUACUGGUCAGGCUCUCCUUUUCUAUCCGGGUCGCAUUCCAUUGCAGGACACGGAUGAUAUGAGGCAGCACGGCAAGCUCUUAGCGCAGCGUUAUUACGAGAUGUCUGCGGAACGGGGAAGCGUAUCGUCCGAGUUGCGCCUCGGAGACUACGCCUACUACGGAUGGGGCGCUUCGGUUUCGUUCAGGGAGGAGGGCGAAGCCGAUGAUGGCGCCAACGGGCAUGCAGUUUUCUCGUCGCCUUUCCACAGCGAGUUGCAGAACAAGCUUCAAGCUGUGGAUCAUGAGGUUUCUUUGGCGAGAUAUAGAAAAACAGCCGACAUGGGGGUCAAAGACCCGAGGAUGCAGGCGUUCGUGGCGAGGGGAUCUUUCAACGUGGGCUUCAUGCACCAGUUUGGCCUCGGGGUGCAGCAAGACCUGCAGACGGCGAGGAUGUACUAUGAGCGAUCCCGCAGGGUGGAGGGAUGA
This is a messenger RNA of Prorocentrum cordatum, 825 nucleotides long. Lineage: Eukaryota; Dinophyceae; Prorocentrales; Prorocentraceae. The record is from the annotation of a GenBank genome assembly.